Molecule: messenger RNA, 564 nt
Organism: Spirodela intermedia
Lineage: Eukaryota; Viridiplantae; Streptophyta; Magnoliopsida; Alismatales; Araceae
Source: the annotation of a GenBank genome assembly
AUGAACGUUGCCGUGAUAUCAGGCAGCGGGGGAGGGCGAAAAGAAGGCCUCCUCAACCUACCCACGGCGAGGAGGGCCGGGGGCGGCGGAGGACGAGGCUCCGUCGUCGACGUCCGGAUCGGCGGCGCAGGACCUCACCGGAGAAGGUGGGGGGGCCUCCGGCUCUCUUCCCACCGCCACUGCUCCUCCGACGCCACCGGCGGCUGCUCCUCCUUCCGGGCUCGCGCCGCCGUAGACGACGGAGUAGCGGCGGCGGGAGAGGUCAGCGAGCGGCGGAGGAGUUUCUACGAUCUGCUGGGUAUCCCCGAGGACGGCGGCGCCGCCGAGAUAAAGAGGGCUUACAAAGAGCUGGCCCGGCGGUACCACCCGGACGUCUGCCCCUCUGCCGAUCGCACGGCGGAGUACACGCGGCGGUUCAUCGAGGUGCAGGAAGCCUACGAAACCCUCUCCGAUCCCUCUCGCCGAGCUCUCUACGACCGCCACCUCGCCGGAGGGCUCCACCUCGCCUUCUCCGCCCGGCGGGGCCGCCACCCCGAAGAGGUAACCAGACACGGCAAUACCUAA